Messenger RNA from Wallemia mellicola CBS 633.66, 480 nucleotides. RefSeq lists its product as hypothetical. The coding region runs from base 1 to 480 and encodes 159 amino acids. The record is from RefSeq and is a predicted model, not a curated record. NCBI's taxonomy places the organism in Eukaryota, Fungi, Basidiomycota, Wallemiomycetes, Wallemiales, Wallemiaceae. The transcript is spliced from 2 exons.
AUGGCAUUCUCAAAAUUCGCUAACGUAUUUAGAGGCAAAUUUAGCAAAACUAAGGAUGAGGAUUAUGUUGGGAAUGAGCAUAUAUCCUCGCCAGAGUUGGUUUAUCAUACUAAUAAGAGCAUGGUAAACUUACUAGACGUGCAAACCCCUCACCAUAACACUAAAAGCAGAGGGAAGAAGAAAGCCCGUAAUUCUCUCACGCUUGAGAGUCCACCAAGGAGUCGCGCUAAGAGUAUGAUCGGAUCUCAGCAAAUCACUCAAAUGGGUUCAAUGUCUCAGUAUUGCGGUUAUCAUCCCAUUCAAGAUGGCGAGCCGUGUGGUCAUGGUAUCAAGUCUGAGGUUCGCUCACCCCGUAAAAGUCUCCAUAGUGGUUUUAACUCUAAGCAUAAACCACGUAGACGCGCAUUUACAAUUGAUGAUGAUGAUAUCCCACCUGUUCCACCAUUACCUGCAAUCUACACAAACACACACGCUUAUUGA